GAGCAAGUUGUUUAAGUUUGGCUAUAAAAUGAGAGGCUUCACAAAUGAGAAAGUGAAAUUAAACAUGGUGAAGCUGACAAUGGUGGGAAGGGUUAGGGAUGGAGUGCCACUUGCACAAGGCAUUAGGUAUGUCAAUGAAGAGACUGACGAUGUUUUGGGGUACAAACAGCAAGCUGAGUUCAUACUCAAACAGAUCUCUAGAGGGGCUUUGUCAUCUCCAAAAAUGGCCAUUCAAAUGCAUCAUCACUCUUUCAUUUACUUGAUGGAGAACGGAGUGUGUUACAUGACGUUAUGCGAUUCUUUAUACCCAAGAAAGCUGGCUAUCCAUUACUUGCAAGAUCUGCAAAGGGAGUUUUCCAAGUUUGAUGAUGCCCUACUAAACAGCCUUGUCAAACCCUAUAGUUACCCCAAAUUUGAUAAUAUUAUUAGCAAUAUUAGGAAGCGAUAUAUUGAUACAAGAACACAAGCCAAUCUAUACAAGCUCAAUGAUAACCGUGGUCAAAUUGAUCUAGACAUGAUCACUUGUUCGUUCUCUGAAAUUUUUGAAAGAAGGAGAAAGAUAACGGAUACGAUGGAAAGAUCAAUUUGUAAUGCAAAUUCCUCUUCCAUUUGGAGCUAUUCGUUUCUGAAGGAAAUUGGCUUGAAAUGGACGCCAAUGGUUGUAACGUUUGGUGCAGUGCUUGUGCUUUUAUGGGCUUCCUUUCUUCUCUUCGACAUCUCAUUAGCUCAUCAUAAUCAAUUUGUAAUUCUAUAUAACAAUAGAAAAUUGUUUCACUAAUUUUAAUUAA
This is a messenger RNA of Cucurbita pepo subsp. pepo (vegetable marrow), 788 nucleotides long. RefSeq names its product SNARE-like superfamily protein. Gene Ontology annotation, molecular function: SNAP receptor activity. The record is from RefSeq and is a predicted model, not a curated record. Gene Ontology annotation, biological process: retrograde vesicle-mediated transport, Golgi to endoplasmic reticulum; endoplasmic reticulum to Golgi vesicle-mediated transport. Lineage: Eukaryota; Viridiplantae; Streptophyta; Magnoliopsida; Cucurbitales; Cucurbitaceae.